Messenger RNA from Medicago truncatula (barrel medic), 1870 nucleotides. Its product is annotated as protein DETOXIFICATION 40. Gene Ontology annotation, biological process: xenobiotic detoxification by transmembrane export across the plasma membrane. The record is from RefSeq and is a predicted model, not a curated record. Bases 128 to 1651 code for a protein of 507 amino acids. Gene Ontology annotation, molecular function: antiporter activity; xenobiotic transmembrane transporter activity. Gene Ontology annotation, cellular component: membrane. NCBI's taxonomy places the organism in Eukaryota, Viridiplantae, Streptophyta, Magnoliopsida, Fabales, Fabaceae. The transcript is spliced from 7 exons.
CACACUGAUGAAUUAGAAGAUGUAUGUGGUGAAGAAGCAGCCGCAUACACUAUAAACAAUUCAUUUAUAACAUUCCACCAAUCCAACAAGCCUUAACUACUAUCGUUGAUAACAAUAAUUCACCACCAUGGCUUCAUUGAAGCAAAACAGUGCUGAAGAACCACUAUUGUUCAACCACAGUGGUACAUCUCAGAAGCACCAUGAAUCUGAUGGUGAGCUUGAAAGGAUACUAUCAGACACCACCGUGCCAUUCUUCAGCCGUAUCGGCUCCGCCACAUGGAUUGAGCUCAGACUCCUUUUCUUGUUGGCUGCACCAGCUGUUUUUGUUUAUCUUAUUAAUUAUGUUAUGUCUAUGUCCACACAAAUCUUUUCCGGCCACCUUGGUAAUCUUGAACUUGCCGCGGCGUCUCUGGGGAACACCGGGAUUCAAAUCUUUGCUUAUGGUCUCAUGUUGGGUAUGGGAAGUGCAGUUGAGACACUAUGUGGACAAGCAUAUGGAGCAGAAAAAUAUGGCAUGCUAGGAACAUAUUUACAAAGAUCAACAAUUCUUCUAACAAUAACCGGUUUUUUCCUCACAAUUAUUUACGUAUUAAGUGAACCAAUCCUAGUAUUCAUUGGACAAUCACCAAGAAUAGCUUCUGCAGCAGCACUUUUUGUGUAUGGACUUAUCCCACAAAUAUUUGCUUAUGCAGUAAAUUUCCCAAUCCAAAAAUUUCUUCAAGCACAAAGUAUAGUUCUACCAAGUGCAUACAUUUCAGCAGGAACUUUAGUUUUUCAUCUAAUAUUAAGUUGGGUUGUUGUGUUUAAGAUAGGGUUAGGACUAUUGGGAGCUUCAUUGGUUUUGAGUUUUUCUUGGUGGGUUAUUGUUGUGGCACAAUUUAUUUAUAUUUUGAAGAGUGAGAAGUGUAAGAGGACUUGGAAUGGGUUUACUUGGGAGGCAUUUUCGGGGUUGCCGGAGUUUUUUAAAUUGUCGGCCGCGUCGGCGGUUAUGCUUUGUUUGGAGUCUUGGUAUUUUCAGAUUUUGGUUUUGCUUGCUGGACUUCUUCCUCAACCUGAGUUGGCUCUUGAUUCUCUUUCUAUUUGUACCACAGUUUCUGGAUGGGUGUUCAUGAUCUCAGUUGGAUUCAAUGCAGCUGCAAGUGUGAGAGUGAGCAAUGAACUAGGAGCAAGAAAUCCAAAAUCAGCAUCAUUUUCAGUGAAAGUGGUGACAGUGAUAUCCUUUAUAAUAUCAGUAAUAGCAGCACUAAUUGUGCUUGCAUUGAGAGAUGUUAUUAGCUAUGUUUUCACUGAGGGUGAAGUGGUGGCUGCUGCUGUCUCAGAUCUUUGUCCACUUCUCUCUCUUUCUCUUGUCCUCAAUGGCAUUCAGCCUGUCCUAUCUGGGGUGGCUGUUGGGUGUGGAUGGCAAGCUUUCGUUGCUUAUGUGAAUGUGGGUUGCUAUUAUAUAGUUGGUAUACCAUUGGGGGCGGUUCUUGGCUUUUAUUUCAAUUUUGGUGCUAAGGGAAUAUGGCUAGGAAUGCUUGGUGGAACCACUAUGCAGACAAUUAUUCUAAUGUGGGUCACAUUUAGAACGGAUUGGAACAAGGAGGUGAAAGAAGCAGCCAAGAGGUUGAACAAAUGGGAGGAAAAGAAAAAGGAGCCCCUUCUAAACUAAAAAAAUUGAUAAUGGUUUUGUGUUGGGGUUUGAAAGUUGAAACCUAAUAAACCAUUUUUUAAAUGGAAUUCGAUUAGGAUUAAUCCUAUAAACUAUAGUGUCAUGAGAGUUUAGUAUUUUUUUUGCUGCUUAUAGAGUAAGCUACCAUUCAUGUGAAAUUAUAUAGAUCAAUCUUUUAAGGUAAUUGAAAUUUAUUUAUGAAAUCAAUCUCUUUGAUCA